CGCUGCAAGCCCAGGCACGCGCACGCGCCGCGCACCCGCGAUAUUCGCUCCGAUACAAUAUUACAAAGUGACUGAUUAGUGUAAUAAACAUAAUCACGUACCGAUUGAAGCAGUUUCUUCAUUGAAUUAAACAACUGCUAUUUUAAUUGAUACGUCUUUUUGUUAACAUUUUCUCCUAUAAACGGACAAGUGCAUUGAGUAAGUGGAGAAGGCUACAUUCCAAACCGGUGUCGUUCUUUAAUGGACGAGGUGUAUACUACUCUGUGUGUGUUUUAGUAGUUAUCGAGGUGGUGACUGGUUCGGUGUUCGUUGUGUAUAGCUUUUCCAAGUAAACAGUGAUACAGAGAGAGAACCGUGAACUAGAAACUUGUGCAAACACCUCAGUGUAGAGUUCCCUGGCCAUAAUGUGAUAGUGCCAACAAACACUGACAAGUAUUCUAAAGAAAAAUGGCUCGCGGAACGCUGAGUGAAAACGAGCGCCACUGCCUAGAUGCAGGCGCAAAAAAUCAAUCAGAACGUCUCCAAGAGUCGGAAAAAACACUUAGCGACUGUAAAUCGAACGGACUUAGAGUUCGCUUCCUGGAUGAGGAAGGAAAAACUGAAAGGAUGGUAAGUGCCGACGAGGUCGACUGUGCUGUGACACGGGUCAAGAAGAUACACAUUCUUAAGAACAGAAGUUCUAGUGAAACGAGCAUUUUGCUGAGGAACCCGUCUCUCAUGAAGAGGCGCUCCAGUUCUGAACGUCGGUUCAGUGAUGGGUUUACAGACAAUAUAAACAACAACAACAACCUAAAUGAGAACCUGAACGGCAGAAUCAAAACGACCGAGUUUGACAAAACCGAUAAGACUGAAGAAAAUGAUCACACCAAAGAAGUAAAUGGCCAGAAUUUUAAGAAGAACUGUAAUGUAUACAGUGUAAACCAGGCCAAGACCCUGACUCCAGAGAAGAAAAAGUCGUUACCACUGACGAUGCCUAGGCUUAUAGGCCACAAAAUCCAGGAGAAUGGCCAGACCAAAUCGAUUCUACCAGCUGAAGGUUGUUUGGCUGAUGGUGCGUCCGGUAAAGACUUCACCGCGCGAGCUAUUGGUCGGUUAUCUCGAGGAAUCGGGAAGCUACUACGUCGCACUAACAGUGUGCGCAUCAGUGAUCCCGAUCCUGUGUACAAAGUGGCGUAUCUUGGAAAUGUUCUCACCGGCUGGGCUAGAGGUGAGAGCUGUGUCGAGAAGCCACUGGCGACGCUGUGGCGCAAUUACCAGCAGUCAACAAAACCAGACGUGGUGAUGAAGCUGUCCGUCACCAACUCCGGCCUGAAGGGGUUCACCAAAGAGCAUGGACUAACUGAGUACUGGUCCCACCGCAUCACAUACUGUGCCAGCCCACCGCACUACCCCAAGCUCUUCUGCUGGGUUUACCGACACGAAGGCAAGAAGCUUAAGCAUGAGCUUCGAUGCCACGCCGUCCUUUGUACCAAAGAAUCAAUAUCAAAGAAGAUUACAGAGGAACUUCAAAUCAAAUUGAAGCAAGCUUUAAGCGAGUUCAAAAAGGACAGAAUCUCAAAACAAAAUGCAAGACUCAGUCUCGCAAACAGUGUGUACGAAAACCCGAGUAUGCCUCGCAGAAAGAUUUUACUUAGCGUCGGAGCUAUGAAUUAUAGACCACCGUUAGAAAGGUCAAAAUCGGCUCCGAAAUUAGGAGCUAUUGAGGAACUAUGUUCCGAAGAAGAUGAAGAGGAAGCAGAGAUGAACGCUAAGCAGAACGGCGAGCCCUGGUCACGAACGUCUUUGGCGAUGGACAACUUUUAUUCCUCGCAAACGCUCGAUAGACGACGACCUGAUGUUAAGUCCCCACGGAAGACAUCAUGCCCCGAGGGAGUCAUAAACCGAACGCUCUCUGACUCUGGAAGCGAUAGCGUCACAGUCUCCGACGAAUUCCUCGAAUUACUGGCAAAGGAGAGCCAAAAGAAUGGACCUAUCGAUGAUACUAGUCAUAAUGAUGGAGAAAAGGAAACUAGAUUGCUAGAAGCGAUUGCCGAAUCGAACGAACUGAGUGAUAACGUGGUGGCCGAGGGCGAUUGUAAGGCGCUCAUGCAAAGUAACUACCUCGUCACGGAUAGCGACGACGGAUCUGUUUCUUCGGGCUGCGAGACCGCCAGCACGGUGACUGACACCGAGCCGUCAUCCCUGCCUCCGUUCCCCCAGGAAGACCAGAAAGAACAUGUUGAUAACAAUAUCUCCUACUUGGACCAGAGUUUUGCACAUAAUGACAUUAGGAGCAGCAACCGAAGCUAUAACUCUGUUCACAUAAUGAAUAACCCUGACUCAAACGUUGCUGAAGAGGUAAAUCACGUCCCCAUUGGCGAGAAAAACACCUUCCGGCGAAGAUCCACGUAUCCUCCUCUGCGAGCUGAUACGAAUAUUAUGGCAGACUUCGAAGGGAAGUUCGAGUCCCUCAUAGACAACUUGACCGAUGUAGACAGCUUAAACUCCAGCACGGAAACCGAAGUGUUUAAGAACACUGGGGACAAUGACAGCGCCUGCAGCGAUGAGUCAGGGUACUCGGAGCUGUGUGAUGGCAAAGAAAGUAUAAUAGGCAACACUAUAAUGGUCUAAGUUUCCCAUAAUAUGUUGGCUGCCCCUUUCUGAGUGUUUGUUUUUCAUAGAAAAGUCCCAAGGACGAUAGCGCUCCCUUGAUCUCUAGCGGGGCAGCAGCCAUGUCGAGAAGUGUCGAAUUAUUUGCGUGUAGAUUUAGAAUUUAUACGGUCUGGCAGAAACAAUGCACGUAGUUAAAUAUUAUUGUGAAUCCUUUACUAAGAUAUAAAUUAUAAUAAUGUAAUGUUACAGAGGUUAUAUUGGGUUAUUUCGACGAAUUUUAAGUAAUUAUUUAGUCAAUCCGGCGUCUUGAUAGAUUAGCAGUCGCCGGCGUAUAGUCUCUGUCGUGUGUUAGCAUAGCACCAUUUUCUUUGUAAAUAACAGGGUACAAGAGUACUUCAUACAUUGUCGUAUUAUUAUGUUUAAAUGUUUGUAUAUAUUGUAAUUUAAGUUCACGUACUAGAUGAAUUUUUCGGAGAUUUUAUUUGUAAAAGAGUUAUAAUAGUAGGUACUUUAUGGAUGCGAACAUCUGUUUUGUUUUGUCUAUAUUUAUUGUUUAUAGUAAGUAUACCUGUUGAGGUGGGCUGUAGGCGGCAGAUUGUGGGUGCGAGUACAUUUAAAUAUGUGAAAUAAUGUAUUUGUGCAGUGCGUGGGGUUUCUAGGACAAUUGAGUACAUAGUACUAUAAUGUUUUCUUUAUAUCGAGUGUUGUCCCUCGUAGAUAUUGUCGCUUAUUCUUAGUUUGUGAAAUGUCUGUUGGACGUACACAACUUUUGAUAGUACGAUGAUUUUAUGAUGUAACAUCACUUAGAUGAUAGAGUGCAGAAAAAUAAAGCAAUUAUAUUAUUUCCUGAUAUUGUAAUGUAUGUUUCUCUCGAACUGUAGAACGUGUAACGUGUAACAUCGUCGUGUCUGCUUCACGCUGUAGUGCUAAGGCAGUAAGGCAGUAAGCUCCCUGUUCACUUUCAUCUUGUGUGUACUUACGCAUUCCAUCCGCACGUGUACUAGGUCACCACGACAUCGGGUCAUUGUCAUCCUAAUCAUAUGUAAUUGUAGCGGAAAAUAAUAAUUUUUCGAUGAA
This is a messenger RNA of Spodoptera exigua (beet armyworm), 3669 nucleotides long. Lineage: Eukaryota; Metazoa; Arthropoda; Insecta; Lepidoptera; Noctuidae. The record is from the annotation of a GenBank genome assembly.